AUGAUUCCGUGCGAAUAUAUCGUUCCUCAUACGGCGGCCAUCUUAACGGUUCCCUCGACAUUUGUUGACAGAGAUUUCCUCGCUCUGUCCUUGAUUUUCCUUUCCAAAAACAGUUUGUGCACAUCCCGGACCAAGCCCUUCAUCUUUCUUCCUCCCUCGGAGAGCCAUGGACAACAAAGGAGAAGGAUUGACGAAGCGGCCGCUGGAGGAUGGCGAUUGUUCGUCGAUGAAGAGACCCCGCGGCACAAAACCGCCAAUCGAACGAAUAUCACCGUCCCGGACUGCCCGGGACCCGAACGGAUUCUCACAGUAAGCACAGAUCUAGAGACAGCUCUGGAAUGUUUACUAGACAUCAUCCCUUCCUUGGAAGAAUACAAACAAUAUAAGGACGACCAGAAGUUUGAUUGCGAACUACGGGUCCUCGUCCACCAGAGUCAGGCCGGCUGUAUUAUCGGCCGAGCUGGCUUCAAAGUUAAAGAACUGCGUGAAAAAACCGGUGCCAACAUCAAGAUCUACUCGUCUUGCUGCCCACAGUCCACUGACCGUGUGGUGGCCAUUUCAGGCCGCCCUUCAGUAGUCACAGACUGCAUUAGACACAUCUACCAACUGCUGGAGGCGGCCCCUCCCAAGGGUGUUAUACAGCCGUACGACCCCCAUAAUUUUGACGAGUUUUAUGUAAAUGACUAUGGUGGUUUUACAAUCGCUGAGGGUGGUCGGAGCCGAAUGCCGCGCGGGGGUUCCUCCAUGCGAGGGGGUGGUGGCGUAACUCCUCUAAUGGGGGGGCAACCGAUGCGGGGUAGGUCCAUGAUGGGAGGCGGCGGCGGCGGUGGUGGUGGUGGGUCUGGAGGUAUGGGCGGUGGAGGAAUGAGUCGCAGUGGUGGUGGUGGUAGUGGGGGUAGCGGAGUUGGAGGUCUCCCCAGUCUACUUGGAGGACUCGGAGGCCGCAACAGUCUUGGUAAUCGAAGCAACACUCUGGGCAGUUUGAUGCGAAGCCCGGGGAGUGCAAUGAACGGUAAUAUGGGUGGAGGCCCCUCGUCCAGAUCUGGCGGCGGCAUGGGUGGACGCAAUGAUAAUCAGAGCGGCUACUAUGGUGGGGGGCAGCAGAAUUUUGGGGUGCAAAAUUUCUCGCAGAAUCGACUCGGAGGUGGGGGUCUUAACCAACAAGGUAUGAUGUUUGGAAGGAGCCACAACCAGUAUUCUGAUUAA
This is a messenger RNA of Acanthosepion pharaonis, 1206 nucleotides long. Lineage: Eukaryota; Metazoa; Mollusca; Cephalopoda; Sepiida; Sepiidae. The record is from the annotation of a GenBank genome assembly.